Molecule: messenger RNA, 774 nt
Organism: Phialemonium atrogriseum
Lineage: Eukaryota; Fungi; Ascomycota; Sordariomycetes; Cephalothecales; Cephalothecaceae
Product: acetyltransferase
Exons: 2
Coding region: 1-774 (257 amino acids)
Biological process (GO): N-terminal protein amino acid acetylation
Cellular component (GO): NatA complex
Molecular function (GO): protein-N-terminal-glutamate acetyltransferase activity; protein N-terminal-serine acetyltransferase activity
Source: RefSeq, a predicted model, not a curated record
AUGGAUAUCCGGAUCCUUCGCCCCUCCGACAUCCCCCUCAUCCAGCAUGCCAACCUGGAGAACCUCCCCGAGAACUACUUCCUCAAAUACUACCUCUACCACGCGCUCUCAUGGCCCCAGCUAAGCUACGUCGCCGUCGACGUAUCGCGGCCCAAGAAGACGCCCUACGACUACCCCAAGAUCGUCGGCUACGUCCUCGCUAAGAUGGAGGAGGAGCCGACCGACGGGGUGCAGCACGGGCACAUCACCAGCCUGUCGGUCAUGCGGACGCACCGGCGGCUGGGCAUUGCAGAGAAGUUGAUGAGGCAGAGCCAACUCGCCAUGGUCGAGACCUUCGGCGGGCACUACGUCUCGCUGCACGUGCGCGUCUCCAACCAGGCCGCCAUCCACCUGUACCGCGACACGCUGGGCUUCAAGACGGAGAAGACCGAGUCCAAGUACUACGCCGACGGCGAGGACGCCUUCUGCAUGCGCCUGGACCUGGGCCCCACCUGGGAGCAGGUGCAGGAGGACCGGGAAAAGGACCAUGAUGACGCCGCCCGCGAGGACAACGUCGACGAGGGCGACGCCGUCGGCGACGUCGGCAGGGCGACCGACCCGGCUGAGAAGCCCAAGUCGAGGAGGAGUGCCAAUGCAAAGCCUGCGGUGAACUCGGCGGAUGCGGCGGCGGCGGCGGCGGCGGCGGCGGACAAGGAAAAGAAGAGAAAGGUCAAGGUCGGGAGGGGGUUGGGGGUGGGGGAGUUGGUGGAGAGGGAUGAGAGCAAGCACUCGUAA